AUGGCAGUUCCUCAGAUUAAAAAAUUAGAUGAAGAUGUAAUUAAUCGAAUAGCUGCUGGAGAAGUUAUUCAGCGCCCUGCAAAUGCUUUGAAAGAACUUUUAGAAAACAGUCUUGAUGCUGAAGCAACAAAUAUUCAAAUUACAGUAAAAAAUGGGGGUCUAAAAUUACUACAGAUACAGGAUAAUGGAAUUGGCAUUAGGAGAGAUGAUUUUGGAAUAGUGUGUGAACGAUUCACCACCUCCAAGCUCAGAGAAUUUGAGGAUCUCAACAAAAUAUGUACUUAUGGGUUUCGGGGAGAAGCUCUUGCAAGUAUUUCACAUGUAGCCCAUCUUACAAUCACUUCAAAAACAGCUUCUGAUGUUUGUGCAUACCAGGCAUCUUUUGUGGAUGGUUUGCUGCAAGGCACCCCCAAACCAAUGGCUGGAAAUCAGGGAACAAUAAUAACUGUUGAGGACCUUUUCUACAAUAUGAAUGUGAGAAAAAAGGCCUUGAGAUCUCCUGCAGAGGAAUAUCAAAAAGUGGCUGAUGUUGUUGGCAAAUAUGCUAUUCACAAUGCCAGUGUUGGUUUUGCAUUCAAAAAAUCGGGAGAUAAUAAUGAUAUCAGAACACCUCAAAACUCUUCACAUAUUGAAAAUAUCAGGAUUAUUUAUGGCAAUGAAAUUGCUAAGGAAUUGAUGGAAUUUUCUAUGGAAAAUCAGAUGUAUAAUUUGAAACUCAAGGGAUACAUAACAAAUGUGUAUUAUUCAACAAAAAAAUUUCAGUUCCUAUUAUUCAUCAAUAACAGAUUGGUUGAUUGCCAAAGUUUGAAAAAAUGCAUUGACCAUGUUUAUUCAACUUAUUUACCAAAAAAUACCCACCCUUUCGUAUAUUUGAGUCUGGAAUUAGAUCCUUCAAAUAUAGAUGUGAAUGUACACCCCACAAAACAUGAAAUCCACUUUUUGAACCAAGAACAAAUCAUUGAAACCAUUGCAUCUGGCUUAGAAUCUAAACUAUUGGGAUCAAAUAAUUCAAGAAAAGCUUACACUCAGUUACUGCAUUUAUUGCAGAGAAAAUUCGCAGACAAGUUUCUGACUUUGGGCACGGGAAAAACGGUUGAGGAAGAUGUAAUAGACAAGCAUAAUGCCACAUCGAAAAAUAUUAAUCCAAAUAGCAUGGUUAGAACGGAUCAUAGGGAACAAAAACUCGACAGAUUUUUUACAGACAUGAAAAAACCUGAAUUGAAUGUCAAAGGAACAAAAAAUAUUAUGAACGAUUCUCUAACCGAAGAAGAAUACCAAAAACAUAAUGAGAUGUUUAUGAAGAGAACUGAAGAUUUAGAAGAUAAGAUUUUGGAUAAGACUGUGGAGGACCAGACAAGUGAAGAAUUAGUUUCAGGUAAAGAAGAAGAAAGUCGAGAAAAAUCUCUCGGGGAAAAAGAAGUAUGCCCUGAAAGAAAAUUGACAAAGAAACGAAGCGGCAAUUCAUCGAACGUCUCCCACAUAGUACCAAGGACCGACACUCAACUCACCAGUAUAUUGACCCUCAGAAAAGAGAUCGAGGAAAACUGUCACCGAGGUUUGCGAGAGUGUUUUUCUCAGCACGUUUUCGUCGGUUGCGUCAGCAGAUCGCAGGCGUUGAUCCAAUUUGGCACCAAACUUUUUCUCUGCAACACCAAAACCAUUUUGGCCGAGCUGUUUUAUCAGUUUUUGCUGUAUCAUUUCCAAAACUUCGAUAGUUACAAAUUUUCGAAUCGAAUUUCUAUUCACGAAUUGGCGAUGAUCGGCUUGGAAAUGCCGGAAACAGGGUGGACACAAGAAGACGGUGAAAAAUCGGUACUAGCCAAACGUAUAGUCGAGUGUUUCGGCGGUACUAGACGUGCCAUGUUGCUGGACUAUUUUUGUAUGGAGAUCGACGAACUGGGAAAUAUUUGCAGCUUGCCUAUUCUAGUUGAGGACUAUUUGCCAGACCCCAAAUCGCUGCCCAUGUACGUGAUUCGAUUGGCCACGGAAGUGAAUUGGGACUCUGAGAAAGAAUUUUUCGAAUCUUUUGCUAGAGAAACAUCCAAAUUCUAUGCCGAAGUGCCCAAUGAGAUCAAUCAAAAUGGAAAAAGCUGGCAGUGGGUCACGGAGUUCGUUUUGUUUCCGGCGAUAAAGAACUAUUUCAUUCCGCCGAAGAGUUUUACGGAAAAUGGGGCUAUUUUAGAGAUAGCCAAUCUUCCGAACCUUUACAAAGUGUUUGAGAGGUGUUGA
Molecule: messenger RNA, 2229 nt
Organism: Phaedon cochleariae (mustard beetle)
Lineage: Eukaryota; Metazoa; Arthropoda; Insecta; Coleoptera; Chrysomelidae
Source: the annotation of a GenBank genome assembly